CUGGCUGUUCCGACAUGAAUGUGCCUGCCCAGUAGAGAGAGCUGUAGGUAGCUAUUUCCUUUCCAUUUCAUAUCACAGGGGCGGUUAAAGGAAAACCCAUCCGUCUGAGCACAGUCGUGCCAGCUUGUGCGAACUGAACCCACACACCUGGCCUGGGCAUGGACGAACAGGCAGGGCCUGGCGUGUUCUUUAACAACAACAACAACUCGGGUUUGCCAGGCGCUGGCAAAGGACCGCAGCUGCCGGGCGACGUCGGUGGCGGAGAGGCGGCCAGGGCUCAUUACAACAUUCCGGGGAUAUUGCACUUUCUGCAACACGAAUGGGCCCGCUUCGAGGUGGAUAGAGCGCAAUGGGAGGUGGAGCGAGCCGAAUUGCAGGCCCAGAUAGCCUUCCUGCAGGGUGAGAGGAAGGGCCAGGAGAACCUGAAGAAGGACCUGGUCAGAAGGAUCAAGAUGCUGGAGUAUGCCCUCAAACAGGAGAGGUCAAAAUACCACAAGCUCAAAUAUGGAACAGAGUUGAACCAAGGAGACAUGAAACCUCCCAGCUACGAUGAUUCCGAUGAAGGGAAUGAAAACGAGGUCCCGAGCCCCCCCAACAGUAGUCAGCUGGGUUGGAAACAGGGACGGCAGCUGCUCAGACAGUACCUUCAGGAGGUGGGCUACACGGACACCAUCUUGGAUGUAAAGUCCCAGAGGGUCAGGGCGCUGCUGGGCCUGGCUGGAGACUCUGGAGAGAGGCCGUCGGUCAGGAAACCGGAACCCAUGGUCAACGGCACCGAGCCAUCUUUUCAGAAGGACAGCGGCAUGAUCAGUAAACCUGACAUGUCUGACUCGGCCACUGUCCUUGAGGCCUUCAAGUUCAUAGAAAGCGCCGCCGCCGAGUUUAGCGACGAAGAUGACGAUGAAGACAGCGACGGGAGGGACAAGACCAUUAUGAACUUGGCCACUAUGGUGAGGAAGAAGACGUCUUCUUCCCCCUCCUCAUCCUCGGACAUGAGUGACGACCCGGACACAGAGGAGGCCCUGAAGGGCUUUGACUUCCUGGCCAGCCCAGAUGAGAUGGAAGGAUCGCCCGAUGUCCGGAGUGUCGAAGACAGCGGUGACUGGGGGCCUAAUCGGUCCAAACUGCAGGAUAUGCUGGCCAACCUGCGAGACGCCGAGGAUCUCCCCUCCAUGCAGCCCCCCGUGACACCGCCAUCCCGGCCCAGCGUCCCCAGGCUCAACGAGCAUGAAGUGGGCCACCCCGAAGAAGUGGAGGCCAUGACGUUUCCGCCCACGUCAGGGAAGUCGUUCAUCAUGGGGCCGGACGAGGCGGCGGAGAGCGAGCUAGGCCUGGGCGAGCUGGCCGGCCUCACUGUGGCCAACGAGGCGGACAGCCUGACCUACGACGUGACCAGUAGUCAGGAUGCGCUGCGGAAGACGUGGAACCCCAAGUUCACGCUGCGGAGCCACUUUGACUCCAUCCGGGGCCUGGCCUUCCACCCCGUGGAGCCCGUCCUGGUCACUGCCUCCGAGGACCACACCCUCAAACUGUGGAACCUCCAGAAGACCGCCCCCGCCAAGAAGUGUGCUGCCCUAGAUGUGGAACCCAUCUAUACUUUCAGGGCCCAUCGGGGUGCGGUGUUGUGUGUGACCAUGAGCUCCACAGGAGAGCAGUGCUUCAGUGGGGGGGUGGAUGGAACCAUUCAGAGCUGGAACACCCCUAACCCCAAUAUUGACCCCUAUGACUCAUAUGAGCCCUCGGUGCUGCGGGGCGCGCUGCUGGGUCACACUGACUCAGUGUGGGGAGUGGUCUACAGCUCGGCCCACCAGCGCCUGCUCUCCUGCUCCGGGGAUGGCACUGUGCGCCUGUGGAACGCUGCCAACACCUCCCCCGCACUCGCCAUCUUCAACGAGAAAGGAGAACUGGGCGUCCCCACGUCAGUGGACCUGGUGUGCAGUGAGUCGGCCCACAUGGUGACGUCGUUCAGCACGGGGGAGAUCGGACUCUUCAACAUGGAGACGCGGCAGCUGAUCCUCAAGCUGGACCAGACUGGAGAGCCCGAAGCCCCGUGCAAGAUCAACAAGGUGCUGAGUCACCCCACUCUGCCCAUCACCAUCACGGCCCAGGAGGACCGACACAUCCAGUUCUUCGACAACAACACAGGGAAAUGUAUUCACUCCAUGGUAGCCCACCUGGACGCAGUCACCAGUUUAGCUGUGGAUCCCAAUGGCUUGUACCUGAUGUCUGGCAGCCACGACUGCUCCAUCCGCCUGUGGAACAUGGAGAGCAAGACAUGCAUCCAGGAGUUCACAGCGCACCGCAAGAAGUCGGACGAGGCCAUCCACGACGUGGCGUUCCACCCCACCAAGUGCUACAUCGGCAGCGCCGGGGCCGACGCGCUUGCCAAGGUCUUCGUAUGACUGCAAAUCCCAAUGGCUAACAGCUGCGUCCGGCUCGAAGGACCAUAAAAAAGGGGAUUAGGUGUGGUGUAACUGAAGGGAGAGAUGGAAGUUGGAGCCCAACUCAAAGGCAGUGUGGAAGGAAAUGUAGUGAGGUGAAUGGGUAACUAGCCACUGGUGUCUGAGUCUCAACCAGUGGCAGUCUAGACUGAAGGUUAGACACCUGAUGGUUUGAAGGCUGAAAGGGUUGAACGUUUUGAGAGAAGGCGGCUACUAUCCUUCCACCGUAUACUUCCUGUCCUACACACACACUCCCCAGCUAACCCGGGCGGGCCUGGGUGCUACAGCCAAACCAGGAGGAGACCAGUGGUCAAAGACCAAGUGGAUAUCCAGGAAAUUCUCAAGACCUGUACUCUCAUUUAGAAACAUUGCAUAUGUUUCCUAACUAACAGAAACACAAGACUCAUAUUCUGCACCCCAACCCCACCCCUAAAGACUGCCUGUGUCUUCAAUGUCGUCAUUUUCAAAGAUUUCAUGAAAAUGUGCCUUUUUCGUCAAUCUGGCAAACAACGUUAUUUUACAGUUUGUGUGCAACGUAGGAGAUUUUACAGUUUGUGUGCAGUGUAGGAGUGGGCAGGGCGUUCAACAACAAGUUAUAAUUUAUUGUCCAACAGCACUGGACAUUGUCUAUUCCAUUUGAUCCAUAAAACUAAGUUUGAAAAUAAUUAUUUUCAUCGGAUGUACAGAGCAUAUGUAUGGCUAGUGGUCAAUGUCACAGUACUGUUUCAAUUAUUGAACGAGGCAGUUGGGAUCCACAAUGCCCUCCAAUCCACUGAAAUAUACAGUAGUGUGCAGAACUGGAGUCCCCCUAAAAAAUAAAAAUUGAAAAGAAGUUUAAAGUAACCUGAAAGUCAGUUUGAAGUUGAAGUAAAGGCCAUGAGCCUGCAUUUCCUUGAUGUGUGAUGUAUUAUAGCCUUUUGUAUAUGUCCAUGUGGUUUUGUAUGUAAUCACAACAAAUUGGAAAUUACUCCAUUAUUUCAUCCCUUAAACAUGUACAAAUGUAGCUUUUUAAGUAGUGCCUAUUGUCCACAUACUUGUUUUGCAUUAUCUUGAAAAGCCAACCCCAUGAAAAUAAUUGAAUUGUUUAAUGAAACUUUGCUAACAAAGUUCCUACAUAUUAGCCCAUAUGAAUCUGUCACCUAAGUGAGAAGCCAUCCUUGUAUUCCAGCUUGCUUUGCUUCACUGUUGAAUCAGUGUCCAGAACUAAAUGGCCUGUACACAGCCAAAACACUGACUUAGCCAGGCCACCACCUUUCUUAAACUUUAUUUAGUUUCCAAUUAAAUUGUAAAUGCUUUUAUGCUUCAGUUCUCCUAGGUACAAGGAGUGCCUAUUUGGUGUUUGGAUGUUCCAUUCUUUACGUAAAUAGGACAGCAACAUUGUAAUAUACUGUAGCAAUAUAAGUAGAAGCGUUAACUCUUAACAAGAACUGUCCUGUGACAAUUUGCUAGCAGUAGAUCAAUUUCUCAAACUUUGUUUCACAAUUUAACAGAAUUGAUUGAUCAAUGUUGUGGUUUGACCUAAUUUGAAUACAUGCUGCUUUAUCAUGCAUUUAUAGUUGAACCAGACAAACUGCACUGAAAAUGGUUUGCAGUGAAACAAUUAUUCAUUUGAUUGUUUUUUUUAUUUGAGCUGUGUAUUUAGGCCUCUGUGUCAUUUAAGCCAAAAUAAUCAACCAAGUAUUGUCUUACAAUGACAAGAUGCUUCACAGAGAGCCUGCAGAUGUGAAGUUUCCUGCAACUGCUAAAUUGGCUCUUUCAGCUUAUAAUGCUAAGUUAGCUCUUUUGCUAAUGCUAAGUUAAUGCUAAUGCCAAGUUAGCUAUGACUGCUAAGGUAGAUUCUGCAUAGAUAUCCUGCUUGCCACUGUGCUGAGCCCCCUUGGCUCCCAUUUUGACUGCAGAACUGAGGUCUCUUAGUACUCAACUGUGUUUAGGCGAUAUGACCAGCACUGGUCAGAAAGCAGGGUAAAUGCUUUAUGUAAUAACUGUUUGAAAAUAGAAUUUUGUCUAAUUAUUUUGAGCAAUUACUAGUUUUUUUUAUUUACUAUACAUGGUUGGUGAAAAAGGUAAAUCCUUGUUAAAUACAGGUAGAUAUUUUUUUAAAGAAUAUUUUCUGUUUUACUUGAACAUUUAAGAGUUAUUCCUUGGGGGAUUUGUGUACUUUGUUUUUUUGUAGUUCAAUGGUUGGAGAUUUGCCGGUCUUAUCAAAAGUUAUGCCUUUGGUUGUGAGCACUACAAAACAAGACAGAUUUUGUCAUUUAUUCUCCAAGUUGUCUCAUCUGCAGUUGAACAGUGAGAGAUUAGGAUUUCGCUAUCUACCAAAUGCUUUGGUCUAAAAUAAGGACUGUUGAAUGACGAGGAUGGAUCAAAAUCUGUGGGGAAUUUGGUGUGCUUGCGUUGUACAAAGAUCUUUUUUUAUUUACUUUGGUGUCAGGUAAUUUUAGACAAUGUAAGCGAGAGAACAAAAACGUGUACAGUUUUAAAGUAUAAAAAAAAUAUUUAUUAACACAGUAUAUUGAGUGGCUAAACAUGGUGAUGUGAAAUGGAGUCAGUAUGUAUGGUGCCCUUGUCGUGGUAAACGUACAGUAGUCUCAUCACAACACUGAGUAGUUGAACAAAAGAGGAAUUGGUAUAGGGCCCCCUGCUGCUCACAAUGUGGAAGAACCAUAUUUCAGCAGGUUGGCUCUCAUUUCAUGUCUUUUAAUGGGUAUGUCCAUGACAGAAUAAUGAGGGCUGACCAUAGGCUAGUGUUUUGUUUGUGUGUUUUUGGUCGUAGAGAACAACUUUAAAGACUAGUCUUCUCCAAAUCAGUUUGAUUGAGCUGUCGUUUGAGACUGUUAGUGUGUCUAUCAUGACUGCAUACUGUCGUCAAUUGGAAUAAUAAUAAUAACCAAGCAAACAAUGGUCCUCCAGAACCAGGAGUCGGACAAGAACUAGGAUUUGAACAAAUAAUUAUUGUACUGUGAUAGGCAGUGUUAAAGCAGAAUGCUCUAGUCUAAAUAGUGACUCAUAUAUGCGUCAAAUUCACUUGUCCAUUCUGAGCAGCAGGGGGUGUUGCUUGCGAGCAAUACAAAGUGAAUGAGAAGAGAUCACACAAAACCAAGAACCUAUUAAUAACCAAUGGGAAAAUAAACAAGUCCUGGGCGAAACCAAGUUUGCCAUUUGUAAAUCAAAAGUAAUUCCCCUUUUAACCUCCAGUUGUAUAGAGAAUUCUUUUAAGAUGUGAAUUUGAUAAAUAUGCUAAUUGGACUGUACAUACAGUACAUAUAAUUAUUGUCAUUAUAGUUUAUUCUUUUUUCAUGAUGUAUUGUAUUUUUUUCUCAGAUGGGAGAUUGACAGAUUUAUCAAUAACAACAAUAAAGGAAUAUGUUGUAUAUCA
Messenger RNA from Oncorhynchus nerka (sockeye salmon), 5817 nucleotides. RefSeq names its product striatin-like. The transcript is spliced from 17 exons. Gene Ontology annotation, molecular function: calmodulin binding; protein-containing complex binding; protein phosphatase 2A binding. Lineage: Eukaryota; Metazoa; Chordata; Actinopteri; Salmoniformes; Salmonidae. Bases 159 to 2402 code for a protein of 747 amino acids. The record is from RefSeq and is a predicted model, not a curated record. Gene Ontology annotation, cellular component: dendrite.